AUGAAUAUCGGCAAGAGAUUCGACCGCAUGAAGCAAUGGACGGACGAGAGAAUGGGUAAAGAGAUCAAGACUGCUGCGUCCGACGAGUUCAAGGCUCUUGAGCUUGAGAUGCAGUUGAGACACGAAGGCAUGGAGCGUCUGCAAAGAAGUAUGACUACGUACGUCAAGUCCCUGUCCAAGACCAAGGAGGCAGAAGACAAGGAAAAGACACUGCCCAUCGCCUACCUCGGUUCCACCAUGGCCAGUCACGGAGAUGACUUCGAGCCCGACUCGGAGUUUGGACAGUGCCUCUCGGCCAAUGAGAGAAUUGCUCGCAUGCAGGAGAGCUAUGUCUCGAAUGCUACCAACAGCUGGCUCGAGUCGGUUGAGCGUUCCCUGGCCCAGAUGAAGGAAUAUCAGACUGCCCGCAAGAGACUCGAGACCCGCCGCCUUGCUUACGAUACCUCGAUGAACAAACUACAAAGAGCAAAGAAGGACGAUUUUGCCCUGGAAGAGUCUGCACGAUCACAAAAAGCAAAGUAUGAUGAGUCGAGCGACGACGUACAGCGCAGGAUGCUGGAUAUCAAGGAAGCCGAAGUUGACAGCAUAAACGACCUGUCGACUUUCCUGGACGCCGAGUUGGCAUACUACGACAGAGCACGAGAGAUUCUCAUGCAGUGCAAGAGAGACUGGCCCGCGAUGACUAUACUCUGGACAAUGACCGCUACGCCGACGAGCGUUCUGCUUCGCCCGCCUCAUACAGUGCAGCUCCUAGUUUCUCGCGCUCCGCUAGUUGGUCUCAGCAAGACGGUGGAGCCAAAAACUUGCCCCGCCGCCACCACCUUCGAGGUAUGCAUAUUUCAUGCGCUGUCUAAACUAUUUGCUGACCUCGAUGCCAGAGCUAAGAAGCCUCCACCACCUCCUCCAAUGAAGCGCAGCGCCUUGAGUACGUCUGAUGUGCCGCGACAGUAUUAG
Messenger RNA from Aureobasidium musti, 954 nucleotides. Lineage: Eukaryota; Fungi; Ascomycota; Dothideomycetes; Dothideales; Saccotheciaceae. The record is from the annotation of a GenBank genome assembly.